Messenger RNA from Lolium rigidum, 1657 nucleotides. RefSeq names its product probable serine/threonine-protein kinase WNK9. Gene Ontology annotation, molecular function: ATP binding; protein serine/threonine kinase activity. The transcript is spliced from 7 exons. Lineage: Eukaryota; Viridiplantae; Streptophyta; Magnoliopsida; Poales; Poaceae. The record is from RefSeq and is a predicted model, not a curated record. Gene Ontology annotation, cellular component: cytoplasm. Gene Ontology annotation, biological process: protein phosphorylation; intracellular signal transduction. The coding region runs from base 55 to 1389 and encodes 444 amino acids.
AGUUGAAAGCACCGGAAAUCUAGGGCGUCGGCUCGGGCGAGGAGAUCGGGAGCGAUGGAUCCCGUGGAGGCGGAGGAGCAGCAGACGGAGCCGCCCGACGAGGAGGAGGAGGCCUACGCCGAGGCCGAUCCCACCGGCCGCUUCAUCCGGUAUGAUGAGAUCGUGGGAUCGGGAUCCGUCAAAACAGUCUACAAAGCCUUCGAUAAGCUGGAGGGUGAUGAGGUGGCAUGGAGCCAAACGCGGAUCGACGACUCUGUCAUGGGGUCCUCUAGGAAGAUGGCUCUGCUGAAUACAGAGAUCCAGCUACUGAAGAAGCUGAGGCACAAGAACAUCCAGAAGCUGUUUGCCUCCUGGAUUGAUGAGGACAAGAAGACAGUUAACAUCAUCACAGAGUUCUGCAUAUCCGGCAGUUUGAGGCAGUACCGCAAAAAGCACAAGAAAGUGGGUAUUAACGCUAUGAAACGCUGGGCGAUACAGAUACUGACAGGGCUGGAACAUCUUCACAGUCAGGAGCCAGCUGUUAUACACAGGGACUUAAAGUGUGACAACAUAUUCAUAAACGGCAAUGAUGGAACAGUGAAGAUUGGAGACUUUGGUUUGGCCACAAUUUUGCAGCAACAGAAAACGAAAAGUGUCAAAGGCACAUUAGAGUUUAUGGCACCAGAACUCUUCACUGGGGACUACAAUGAGUUGGCGGAUAUAUAUUCAUUUGGGAUGUGCAUGCUCGAAAUGAUGACAUGUGAAUAUCCGUACAGUGAAUGUCAAGGCCAGGCCCACAUAUAUAGGAAAAUUUCUCAAGGUAUAAAACCAGCUGUUCUCUCCAAGGUUGAAGACGCAGGACUAAGAUCUUUUAUAGACGUCUGUCUAGCUCCAGUAGCUGAAAGACCCACUGCAAGUGACCUCUUGAAGCACUCUUUCCUCCAGAAGGAUGGGCCUAUCCCAGUGCCUCCAAUUUCAGUCUCGCUGGUCUCGAGCGUGACCAAAGAUGGGCGACAGUCUGCCAGUUUCGUGCUAUUGAAGGGUGAUUUCCGGCUGAAAGGAGAUAUGCAUGUCACUGACCAUAUCGUAUUAGCGCUAAGAUUUCCUGAUCCCAGUGGUUGUUUCAAGACUGCUGAGUUCCCGUUCGACUUACACCAAGAUACCAGCCUUUCUGUGGCUCAAGAAAUGGUUGAAGAUUUUGAACUGCCCCAAGGGAACAUACUGAUCAUUGCUCAGCUGAUUGAGGCGUUCUUGCUCAUCCUGGUCCCUGAAUGGGUGCCCUGUGUUGCUGUUGGCCAAGUGGUUUCUGAGAGCGCACACAACUACAUCGCCAAGAGAAUCAAGAACUGCAGGCAGCUCAGAACGGCCAUUCCGGAUAGUUCUGCUUCCCCCAAGCUAUCUGUCAUUUAGUUUUUGUUGUUGUUGUUAGUCAGAUGAAUUCGGCCAGGCUACAGCCUCUUGUGUGGCUCGUAUUAUAAAGCCCACUCGAUGUGCUGCCAGACAUGGCAUUCUCCAUUGAUGAUGAUGAUGAUGAAAGUUAGGAGAGGACUAGUGGAGUUAGUUUUAGUUAUUUGUUUCAUUCUUCAUAGUGGUAGGAAGGAACAUCAGAUGAGUUGUAACCUGUGAUCAGUUGAGCGUGCUUAUGCCUUUUAUCUUAAAUUUCGAAUGCUUGAAUUUU